ACUUGUCAUUCCAGCAUUUGUCAUUCCAGAUUACCAGUUCCGUUUUGCAAUAUUUGGGAUAUUUUUAUCUAUGAUGAAUUCAAUAUUUCAUUUUACCCUGUUAUGCAUUUGGAUGCUUUCUUUGACAACGGCAUCAAAUACAACCCUUCAAAACUUAUUUAAACGGAUGCCUUUUGACAAAUACCUUAUUGUGAAAAGCCCAGCUUUUCCGAGUCAGUCAGCAAGCAGCAGGCUGCAAUGUAGUGCUCUUUGUGCCAGAAAUAAUUUCUGCAGAUAUUUUACAUAUGAAAGAAGCAAUUCAAAAUGUUCUUUGCUCCAUUCCUGGAAUGAUACUCUUGCUGUUCAAUCUUCGUCUGAUUCACAAACUUAUUAUUCUAUUGAUGAAGGUAACAUCUGGAACAUGAUUUACUUUGUAAAAAGUGAUGUGAAUAUCAACGUAACUACAAGUUUUUCUGAAGGUGGAAUAUCCGGUUGUCAGUCUCCAGUUGUUAAUUCAAAGGUCGAUGUAGCAUCACAAACCACAGAAGAAAAUGAUAAAUGUUCGAACUACUAUCGAAGCAACCUGAUUGAUAUUUGGAACAACCUGCCAAUUGCAAAGGUAAAACUGGUUAUAAAGAAAGAUUCAGAAGUGGCUGUGUCGUUAGUAUUUGAUGGACGUGAUUCAACAAAGCAGUCCUGGUUUGAUGUCAGUAAAAUUGUCGACAGUCCAUGGCCUUUUGAGGCUAACAACACAAGACUCCAAUUUGCUAUGAAUAAGUUCACAUUUGUUUAUGCAAUAAAGAAAGAGGAAAAAGCAUUUUGGAUGACUAUAUCAACUAUACAUCAAGAUCUUAAAUUACUUUCACCAGUUAUUCUGUUUUCAAACACAACAACAUUUUCCUAUUCUACUGAUGGAAUUCUAGGAGACUCCCUUACUAUUUAUGUCAGCUUUGAAAAACAGCCAGCCUCAACCUCAGAUAAAUCAGAAACUGUAGACAGAGAAAGAUCAUCAGUGAAGUCAAAAUAGGAUGAUUGAAGAGUAUGGCCACCGCCAAGCUGAGAUAAAACAAAUUAUCUACGCCAGUGUUUCUCAACCAGUUUUUAUUUAUGAACCCCUUUGGGUACUUUUUUUACUCUGGUGGACCCCACUGCCCCAUAGCCAUUUGAUGCUUAGAAACAAGUUUUACAGUGAUUUUUUUCAAAAUUCCUAUUUGGUUUUCACCCAUUCACUUGCGUAGGUUAGCAUUAGCACUCUCUGACAGAACACGUUUCAGUGACCGGAAACAAGUUAACCCUUUCGUUACCAACCUACCUGAAACUGCUUCUGGCUCUGAGUACAAAUGUCUUGUUUUCAUAAGUUCUGAAUUAAAAUCUUCCACCAGACCUUAAUCACAAUUUAUGUUCCUAACACUAGCUGAAUGAUAACUAAGUUAUUUUACUAAAUUAUUUGUUAUAUUUAAAAGUAAUUGAAAAAAAGAAAAAAACACAUACAGAGCCUCUUAAAAUAAAUACUGUAAUGAAAGGGUUAAUCUAUGUAAAAGAAAUCUGUUUCUUGCAAUAAAGACAUCAUGUGAAAUGAAAUUUUUUUAUGAAUCCUUAAAAUACUACUGUAGAUCCCCAAUUUACUGCUUAUAGGGUCCCUGGUUGAGAACCACUGAUCUAGGCACUUUAUAAUCUGCAGGUUCCUCAAAAUCGUUAUGCUUUCUCCAAACAUUCUGGUGUAAUUUUUUUUUUUUAUUAAGAGGUCGCCAAACCUUGUGUAACUUAAAACCUUUUCACUAAACCUAAAUCUUGCACUGACACAACCCAUGCAAACAUGGGUUUUGCUCUUCUUUUCAAUAAAAUUUAUUGAAUUUUUUAAUGCUUUCUCAGUGUUUGUUGACUGAUUAAAUAUUGAUUGUUGUCUGGAAUUUUAAUUUUGCUGUUUUGAAUAAAUAUUUGGUAAUCAAACCUCUUAGUACUUAAACUGGUUGUAUUAGGGAGAUAAAUGAUAUCUCAUCAUCAGAGAUGAGUUAAGAGAGUUUCACUUGAAGGAAUUAGUAGAGUUCAUUAUAUAAGACAUUUCCUUUUUCCUCCCCUAAUCCUUUUGAUAACCACCCAUGAACAAAGCUGGAAAACUAUAGGACUACACUAAUUUCAUCUGUUAAUUACAGACUCGUCAACAGUGUCCACCCCCAUUGCUCAGUUGGUUCAGCUAAAACCAUCUGUCAAUUUAUAUAUUUACCAUGUAAAUUCAUGGCUGAUUUAGUGAAAUGCUAAUGUGUAUACUAAAAAUGAAUAUAAGCUGCUUAUAGUAAUAUAUAUAUAUAUGUAUAUAUAUAUAUAUAUACAUACACACACACAUAUAUAUGUGUGUGUGUGAGAAUGAAUGGACAAACAAAAGAAAAAAAGACACUCGACAUAUUUAGUAGGAGUUAUGUUAUUAUUUAAAACAGUUUGAUUCAGUUCCAUGUGACUUAAAGUUUCGCAGGCUCCUGACAGAAACACAGCUCAUUCAGGCUCAGAUUAUUUAGCACCUUCAUCCCUCAAAGGGAUGAAAUCACUAAAUAUAUAAUUUUUAUCCAAAUCCUGAAGGCACCCUUUUUCUUAAUAUAUAUAAAAUCUGCACACCACUUCAAACAAUCUUUAAACACAUGGACAUGGAUA
Messenger RNA from Octopus bimaculoides (California two-spot octopus), 2625 nucleotides. RefSeq lists its product as uncharacterized. NCBI's taxonomy places the organism in Eukaryota, Metazoa, Mollusca, Cephalopoda, Octopoda, Octopodidae. The record is from RefSeq and is a predicted model, not a curated record.